Molecule: messenger RNA, 213 nt
Organism: Malassezia restricta
Lineage: Eukaryota; Fungi; Basidiomycota; Malasseziomycetes; Malasseziales; Malasseziaceae
Product: non-classical export protein 1
Exons: 2
Coding region: 1-213 (70 amino acids)
Biological process (GO): protein secretion
Source: RefSeq, a predicted model, not a curated record
AUGGUCAAAUAUCUCAUCGGACGUGUGGCUGAUCCAAUCUUUGGUAUAGCAACGGGCAUUGGAGCCUUUUUUAUCUGGGAAAAUGACCGACGAAACGCACAUGACCAUGGACCUGGCAAUACGCUUCUAGACUUAUUGAGCCGUCGAAUGGGGGUGAACAACUAUUUACGCGAGCGUGAAAAUAAGCUGGAAAUAUCGCCUUCGUCAAAAUAA